Molecule: messenger RNA, 1840 nt
Organism: Mercurialis annua (annual mercury)
Lineage: Eukaryota; Viridiplantae; Streptophyta; Magnoliopsida; Malpighiales; Euphorbiaceae
Exons: 2
Coding region: 387-1727 (446 amino acids)
Source: RefSeq, a predicted model, not a curated record
AAAUAAGCGGCCGUUGGACAGUAUUGAACGGAACAGAGCAAAAUUAACUUUGUGGGAUUCAAAUUGUAAUCCUGACUCACUUUCUCACAGAUUCCUUCACUUUCUCUCUCAAUUUUCCGGGAAAAUAUUCCAUCAGAAAGCUCCAAGAAAAUCCACUUCAGCUCUUCAAAAGAGUUCGUCAACUGGUAAAUCCUAUUCGUUUCUACUGUAGCUAAUAUUAGUUCUUCAUCUGGGUAAAUCUGAAUCAGGUUAUUACUUUUAUUAACUGUCAACAUGUGAAAUAAUUUUGGAAAAUCUUACUUUGAAAUUACUGAGCUCAGUGUUAGGUUUAGUGUUGGUUUUGUUGUAAAUACUGUUUGUUUCUGUUAUUAAUUGAUUGGUGUCUGAUGAUGCCACCGAGAAGAAAGAAAUGGACAGAAGCCGAAGAGAAAACCCUAAUUGAAAAAUACGGACAGAUGGUGUCGGAUGGGACACUUGCCAAAAUGAAAACUAGAGAGAAGAAAUAUAAACCCAUUGCUUUGUAUGUGAAUUAUAUGCAUCAUGUUCGCGAUCCUAAUACCUACCCUUGGCAAUGGACAUGGAAAGAUGUCUCCACUAAGGUUCAAAACAUGAGGCAUCAGUACUUGCUCGUUAAGCAAAAGGUUAAGAAGCCGGAUGUCGCUGUAGUGGUGGAGAAUUCAGCAGGGGGAGAGGGGAGUAAUAAUGUGGAAGAGUUUGAUUGGGUGGAAGGGCUUACACAUUGGUCAAAUUUUUUGUUGUAUAAGGAGGUUUUUGGGGAUGUACCGAUGGCUUAUAGCUCUAAUGGUAGUGAUGGGAAUGAUUUAAUUUGCGCAAUGGCUGAAGAUAGGGAAAAUGGCGGGUUGUUAGGGGUUGGUGGAGGGAUAGAGAUUGGUGAGUUUGGACCAUUGGGUAAUUCGGUUGAUGGGGAUUUUACGGGGAUUGAUGGUGGAGAGAAUGGGAUUAUGGGUUUGGGUUUUGAUUAUGAGGGAGAGGAGGCGGAGGAGAAUUGUAACAGUAAUGAUCGUGCAAAAGAGGAAGGAGAUGAUGGUUUUAUGUACGAAGAAGUAGAUGUAAAUGCGUCUAAUUUGAAGAAGAGGAAGGUGUUGAAGGGAUUAGAGAAGAGGGUGCUCGGGUUCCUUUCCAAUCAGAUGGGGCAGUUGCGGGAAAUGGAGUCCCGAUUUGAGCAACAAGAAGUAGAGAGAGAGCGAGAGAGGCAGAGGAGGGAGAUUAUUCGAAUUGAGAAGGAGCAGGAAUGGGAGCAGAAGUUGGAAGAGAGGGAGAGAGAAAGGGAAGAACGGGAAAAAGCAAGGGAAGAGCUGAGGUGGCAAAGGUACCGAGAAUGGGAAGCCAUGGAAAAGGAGAGUGACGAGAGACAAAGAAGAAGAAGAGACGAGGAAUUGAUUCAAGAGAAAGAAUGGGAGGACCGAAUGAAGAGGAGAAGGUUAGAAUGGAAGAAAAGGAUUGACGGGAUGUUAAAUCAACACCGAGAUGAAAUGGGGCAGAUGCAUUCACGUAUUCUUCACGAGCAACAGAAUCUUACUAGCCAAUUUCUUGGGAUUGUUUCGCAGUGGACUGGUCAUCCAUCUGGGCUGUCUGAUCAUACAAGUGCUAGCAACCAUUAUCUUUCACAAAUGAUGCAGAAUUUGCAUCAUGUGAAUGGUAUGGUACAUGAAGACGCCAGAGUUGAUGGAGAUAAUCAAGAUGAUCAAUUUAUAGUUGACGGAUAGUUCCUUUACUCAGCACCAUCAUCUUCUUUGUAAGCUUAUCAAAUAACAAGAAAAUAUGCAAGCAUGUUUCUGAUGGUGACAAGAUGUAAAGUUUUGACAGAAUACUGCACACC